AUGGGCAGCUCCUGGAACGGCAGCGACGCCCCCGAGGGCGCGCGGGAGUCGCCGUGGGCCGCGCUGCCGCCGUGCGACGAGCGCCGCUGCUCGCCCUUUCCCCUGGGGGCGCUGGUGCCGGUGACCGCCGUGUGCCUGGGCCUGUUCGCCGUCGGGGUGAGCGGCAACGUGGUGACCGUGCUGCUGAUCGGACGCUACCGGGACAUGCGGACCACCACCAACUUGUACCUGGGCAGCAUGGCCGUGUCCGACCUGCUCAUCCUGCUCGGGCUCCCCUUCGACCUGUACCGCCUCUGGCGCUCGCGGCCCUGGGUGUUCGGGCCGCUGCUCUGCCGCCUGUCGCUCUACGUGGGCGAGGGCUGCACCUACGCCACGCUGCUGCACAUGACGGCGCUCAGCGUCGAGCGCUACCUGGCCAUCUGUCGCCCGCUGCGCGCCCGCGUCCUCGUCACCCGGCGCCGCGUCCGCGCGCUCAUCGCGGCGCUCUGGGUCGUGGCGCUGCUCUCCGCCGGGCCCUUCUUCUUUCUUGUGGGCGUCGAGCAGGACCCCGGCGUCUACUUGCUCUCGGACCUUAAUGGCACCGCGCGGGUCACGCCCUCGGCCCCCGCCUCGCCGCCGCCCCUCUGGCCUUCGGGGCCGCCCUCGCUGUCGCCCUCCCUGUCCCCCUCGCUGUCCCCGCCGUCGGGGCCCGAGGCUGCGGCGGCCGCGGCGCUGUUCAGCCGCGAGUGCCGGCCGAGCAGCGCGCAGCUGGGUGCGCUGCGCGUCAUGCUGUGGGUCACCACCGCCUACUUCUUCCUGCCCUUCCUGUGCCUCAGCGUCCUCUACGGGCUCAUCGGGCGCGAGCUGUGGAGGAGCCGCGGGCCGCUGCGAGGCCCGGCCGUGUCGGGGCGGGAGCUGGGCCACCGGCAGACCGUCCGCGUCCUGCUGGUCGUGGUUCUGGCGUUUAUAGUGUGCUGGUUGCCUUUCCACGUUGGCAGGAUUAUUUACAUCAACACGGAAGAUUCCCGGAUGAUGCACUUCUCGCAGUACUUUAACAUCGUUGCCCUGCAACUGUUCUAUCUGAGCGCAUCCAUCAAUCCCAUCCUCUACAACCUCAUUUCUAAGAAGUAUAGGGCGGCGGCCUGGAAACUGCUGCUGUCGAGACAGUCCAGGCAGAGAGGUUUGUGCAGAAGCAGGGACACUGCGGGGGACGCUGCAGGGAAUGCUGUGGGGGACACAGGGGGCGACACAGCGGGCUACACCGAGACCAGCGCUAACGUAAAGACGACGGCGUAACCAGCACCUUCUCCCACAGUUCUGGGACUUCAGGGAAAACAGGUGUGUAGGGAAGUAAAGAUUGAAAGGGAGGAAUGGAUGCUGUUAAGAAGAAUGGAAAGAGGGGUUGCAUUUGUGCGAGUUGGUUAAGAAAUUGUCAGCAUGACUUUUUUUUUUUAAACCAAAGUAUGGAAUGUCACUGUACCACCCUUUCCAGUUUCCCUUUCAUGUACCUCCUAAGGGACAUUCAUUUUAGCAUCAUGAGAUCCCAGGUCACAAAAUGUGCUCUGGGGAGCUUUUGGAAGUCUUUGUCGUCCUACUCUUUGGAAAUACGAUUGUUCGUUUUACAGCUGACACAGAGAGAUGCUACCCGAAAACUGUGGUCUCUGAAAUGAGGGGUGUUUGGGGUGAUAUACCUACAGUGAUGCAUAUGCAAGGAGCCGGGAUAGUCAGAGUGUUCAUCCAAGAAAUUAUUUAAUGCCUAUGACUGCAAAAACUUGUAGAAGUAAGCAAAAGGAAAUCCAGGUAGGCACCAAUGUUCAAGGGUCCCCGCCCCUCUCCAGGCUCAGAGGAAAUGACAAAGUUUAGGGGCAAUACCCUCUUUCAGAAGUACUGUGCGUGCACAACUGUCACGACCGCUUCUCCCUGAGAAUGCCCAGGGGGCUGUCACAGGGCCCUGGGCCACCAGGUAGCAAACCUUGGGCAUUGGAGCGGAAGGUCAGAGGGCUGCAGCACUACUGGGCUUUGCCAGGUGACUACUAAUGACAUUUGUAAAGAGCUUUACUAUGCUUUAUCUUGCCUCAGCUCUGUGGGAUGAGUUUUGCCAUCAUCAUUCCUGUUUUACUCGUGAUGGAACUGAGUCUCACAUUUCCCAAACAGGAACUGGUGGGCCUGAAUCUGACUCCCGUGAUGGGAUCUUCACUCACUGCCAUGCCGAGAUGUUGCUCUUGCUGAGAAACACAAGAGUCAAUGGAUUUAGUCAGGGUGAGAGAGAACAUUGAUCAACUACUCUGAAACUUUGUGUUGUCUUUUACAGUUUAAAACAUAAACUUGUUUUCAGAAAGCAGCUCCAACCGGCCUUCUGUGUGACUGGCGCCCCCUGGAGAUGUGCAGGGUACAACUUGCUCAGUCGGACAGGGGACCCUUACUGGGGUUCUCAGAUUGAUAAAGUUCAAACCUAAAUUCCAGUAGAUUGUUGAUAUUUAUGAGGAAUUUGUCAUGAAAUCUUCAAGUGCACAAAUACCAGAAAAGCGACAAAUGCAACUUCAUCAGAGUUGCAAUGACAAAUAGAAGUAAGGUCACAAGGAGACUUAGAAGCUGGAGUCAGCCCAGUUUAUUCAGUGACUCUCAUUGCCUGGCAGCUCCCAGUUUGGGCGGCCUCGGUGAAUAUCUAAAUUACUUCAUGCCACGGACCACUGUUUCUUUUGGAUAGUUAAAUCUACAAGUGACAAGUACAUAAACAACAAGGAUCUGCUCAACAUGCUGACAAUAUGGCUUUUUCAUUUUAUUAGCCAAAUCCCUGGCUAACUCCCUGGCCCCGUCCUCAACCUGUGCGAGAGUGAAGUCUCUCAUCUGCCUUUUCUCCCAGCGAGUGGAAGAAGCAGGUCACAAUCACUUGGGGAAGCAGUCCCUACACUGUGUUCUACAUAUUGUUCUACAUAUUGGGGAUUAUUUGAAAAAAGAAAUGGUUCUGUGGUCAAAUAUGGUAGGAAAACAAAACAAUGUGUAACCCCUUCCCCGGCCCCUGAGUCACAACACAACCUGUCAGAGGCUCUGAGAAGGUGUUGUUCUACCCAGCAUUUCCUUAUUUUAUCACAGAAGCAGCUCCCUAUCCUCCCUCCCCAAGAACGCUUACUAAAACCUAAUGGAGUGAGGAACACUUUGGGGACAGUGACGUAGGGAUUCUGACAGCGGAGCUGCCAGCCUCGUGCCUCUGCUCAUCUCUGCUUGGUAGCUCGAGAUCUAGCUGCUGCCACAGCCUUACCGCUCACAGGAGUCCCUCUCUGGCCACCUCUGCAGGGCAGGUCAUAGUAAGGAACCUUACUAAGAAGUGUUUAAUAUUUAGAUAUGGAAGCAAAGAUCUCUCCUUUGAGCUUUUUUGUUCAGAUUCUAGAAAACGGAUUUACAUCACACCUUCCUGGGACCUCCACGUGUUUCCAGGUGUGGGAGUGGGGAGUCACCCUGCCCUUUGCCACAGGGUCUCUGAGACCGAGAGUCUGAGGACCACCCCUUCCUGCGGGAUCCCCGUGCCAUCUCAGCUCAUUCGUGGACUGUGAAAUCAGCAUAGUGUGUCACAGUUUUCUUUAAUGGGACACAGAGUGGACAAGAAUAGAAUAGAAACCAUCAGUGCAUCCCAUGUAGUAAGGUAACUACUGUGCUGUGAAACUUUUGUUUCCAUUAUGUUUUUGGUUGGUGU
Microcebus murinus (gray mouse lemur) is the source of this 3670-nucleotide messenger RNA. RefSeq names its product motilin receptor (gene MLNR). Gene Ontology annotation, cellular component: plasma membrane. Gene Ontology annotation, molecular function: G protein-coupled peptide receptor activity. Gene Ontology annotation, biological process: G protein-coupled receptor signaling pathway. Lineage: Eukaryota; Metazoa; Chordata; Mammalia; Primates; Cheirogaleidae. The record is from RefSeq and is a predicted model, not a curated record.